This is a messenger RNA of Penicillium olsonii, 4074 nucleotides long. The record is from the annotation of a GenBank genome assembly. NCBI's taxonomy places the organism in Eukaryota, Fungi, Ascomycota, Eurotiomycetes, Eurotiales, Aspergillaceae.
AUGGCGCCGGGAAUCCUAGAGACCGACUACACAGGCUCAGGCGAUAAGGCGAGCCUGGCCACUCUCACCGAAGAUUGGGAUGAUACGAUUCGAUUCUACCUGAAUGGAACUAAGGUAGCGGUGGACACCAUCAACCCGGAGGUCACUCUUUUGGAAUACCUUCGUGGCAUCGGGUUGACAGGCACAAAGCUUGGAUGUGCCGAGGGAGGUUGUGGUGCUUGUACAGUGGUUGUCUCUCAUAUCAAUCCCACCACAAAACAAAUCUACCAUGCCUCUGUGAACGCCUGUAUUGCUCCACUGGUGAGCAUCGAUGGUAAACAUGUCAUCACAGUUGAGGGUAUUGGCAAUGUCAAAGAUCCCCACGCGAUUCAACAGCGAAUUGCAGUCGGAAAUGGAAGUCAAUGUGGCUUCUGUACUCCUGGAAUUGUGAUGUCUCUCUAUGCUCUGCUGCGAAACAACCCCUCACCCUCGGAGCACGACGUAGAAGAAGCGUUUGAUGGAAAUCUUUGCCGUUGCACCGGCUAUCGACCAAUUCUAGAUGCUGCCCAGAGCUUCAAUGCGAAUAACAACUGCGGCAAGGCUUCCUCGAAUGGAGGAUCAGGCUGCUGCAUGGAAAAGAACGGCUCGGGUGGUGGAUGCUGUAAGGGAUCUUCCAACGGAAAGGAGAUCGAAACUGUCGACUACAAGUUCCCUGCGCCGAACUUCAAACCCUACAGUCCAGACACAGAGUUGAUUUUCCCAGCCGCUCUGCGAAAAUACGAAUACCGACCACUGGCCUAUGGCAACAAAAAGAAGAAGUGGUAUCGCCCCGUGACUGUGCAACAACUCUUACAGAUCAAAAACGUGCACCCUGAUGCAAAGUUGAUCGGCGGAAGCACGGAGACACAGAUUGAGAUCAAAUUCAAGGCCAUGCGCUACGCGGCCUCGGUAUACCUCGGCGAUAUACCCGAAUUGCGACAGUUCACCUUGCACGACGACUACUUGGAAAUCGGUGCUAAUGUUUCUCUAACGGACCUCGAGCACAUCUGUGACCAGGCUGUUGAGAAGUAUGGAGAUGCACGGGGCCAACCCUUCAAGGCAAUCAAGAAGCAACUACUCUAUUUCGCUGGGCGACAAAUUCGAAACGUUGCUUCUCCUGCGGGUAACUUGGCUACUGCCUCGCCUAUCUCUGAUCUGAACCCAGUCCUAGUGGCUACCAAUACUAUCCUCGUGGCUAAGUCUCUGGACGGAGAGACCGAGAUCCCCAUGACUGAAUUCUUCCAAGGGUAUCGAAAGACCGCCCUAGCUCCUAAUGCAAUCAUCGCCAGUUUGCGUAUCCCAGCGGCGCAGACCCAAAAGGAGUACAUGCGAGCUUACAAGCAGUCCAAGAGGAAGGACGACGACAUUGCUAUUGUCAACUCUGCACUUCGUGUGACGUUGUCUGAUACCAACGACGUGAUCAGCGCCAACCUUGUGUUCGGUGGUAUGGCAGCCAUGACCGUAUCGGCCAAGAAUGCCGAGGCAUUUGUGGUUGGCAAGAAGUUCACAAACCCUGCAACUCUAGAGGGUGUCAUGAGUGCACUGGAGCAGGACUUCGAUCUGCCCUUUGGAGUUCCCGGUGGCAUGGCCAGUUACCGAAAGUCACUGGCGAUGGGCUUCUUCUACAGAUUCUAUUACGACGUGCUGUCGGGACUUGAUGUCCAGGCAUCAGAUCUGGAUCCCGACGUAGUGGCCGAGAUUGAGCGAGCCAUUUCAUCCGGACAAAAGGAUAACGAAUCAUCCGUCGCAUAUCAAAAGAAUAUUCUUGGCAGAGCGACGCCGCACGUUGCGGCGUUGAAGCAAUCCACCGGCGAGGCUCAAUAUACCGAUGAUAUCCCCGUGCAGAUGAACGAGCUCUUUGCGUGCAUGGUGCUCUCAACCAAGGCACACGCCAAGAUUGUUAGCGUGGACGCAUCUGCGGCGCUGGAUAUUCCCGGUGUCGCAGAGUAUGUCGAUCAUAAUGAUCUUCCCAAUCCGCAAGCGAACUGGUGGGGAGCGCCUAACGCCGAUGAGCUAUUCUUCGCUGUUGAUGAAGUCACUACGGCUGGUCAGCCGAUCGGUGUCGUUCUGGCCACUUCGGCCAAGAUCGCCGAGGAGGGCAUGAGGGCUGUCAAGGUGGUCUACGAAGACCUACCUUGUAUUUUGACCAUGGAGGAAGCCAUCGAAGCACAAUCCUUCUUCGAACACUAUCGGUAUAUCAAAUGCGGAGAUACCGAGGAGGCAUUCAAGCAAGCCGAUCAUGUCUUCACCGGAGUGUCGCGAAUGGGAGGCCAAGAGCACUUCUACCUGGAGACUCAAGCUUGCGUGGCAAUUCCAAAGCCCGAGGAUGGUGAAAUGGAGGUCUGGAGUGGUACACAGAACCCGACUGAAACACAAGCCUAUGUCGCCCAAGUAACAGGCGUAGCUGCCAACAAGGUCGUUUCGCGUGUCAAACGACUUGGUGGUGGAUUUGGCGGUAAAGAGACACGAUCAGUCCAGCUGGCUGGUAUUUGUGCUACUGCUGCGGCGAAGACAAAACGACCUGUUCGCUGUAUGCUCAAUCGUGAUGAAGAUAUCUUGACCUCCGGCCAGCGCCAUCCAUUCCUCUGUCACUGGAAGGUCGGAGUGACCAAAGAAGGCAAGAUCAUUGCACUGGAUGCAGAUGUAUUUGCCAACGGCGGCCACACCCAGGAUCUCUCGGGUGCUGUGGUGGAGCGCAGUCUGUCGCACAUCGACGGCGUGUACAAGAUCCCGAACAUGCAUGUGCGCGGCCGCAUCUGCAAGACCAACACCGUCUCCAACACGGCGUUCCGUGGAUUUGGCGGACCCCAAGGUCUGUUCUUCGCCGAGUGUUAUGUCUCGCAAAUUGCAGACCACUUGGAUAUUCCAGUCGAGGAUAUCAGAAGAAUCAACAUGUAUCAGCCUGAGGAGAAGACGCAUUUCAACCAGACUCUCAAGGAUUGGUAUGUGCCGUUGAUGUACAAACAGGUGAUUGAGGAGAGCUCCUACAACGAGCGGAAAAAGGCCGUCGAGGAAUACAAUGCGACACACAAGUGGUCUAAACGAGGAAUGGCCAUCGUGCCCACCAAAUUCGGCAUUUCCUUCACAGCUCUCUUCUUGAACCAAGCAGGAGCCUUGGUCCACAUCUAUCAUGACGGCAGUGUCCUCGUAGCACACGGUGGUGUCGAGAUGGGCCAAGGCCUACACACCAAGAUGAUCAUGAUCGCAGCCGAAGCACUCCAAGUCCCCCAGUCAAGCGUAUUCAUCUCCGAAACCGCCACAAACACAGUCGCCAACACCUCAUCAACCGCGGCAUCGGCAAGCUCCGACCUCAACGGCUACGCCAUCUUCAACGCCUGCGAACAACUCAACGAGCGUCUCCGUCCCUUCCGAGAGAAGAUGCCCAACGCAACCAUGAAAGAGCUCGCUCAUGCCGCCUACUUCGACCGCACCAAUCUCUCAGCGCAAGGAUACUACCGCACCCCGGACAUCGGCUACGUCUGGGGCGAAAACAGCGGGCAGAUGUUCUUCUACUUCACACAAGGCGUCACAGCCGCCGAAGUCCAAAUCGACACAUUGACCGGCGACUGGACGCCCCUCCGCGCCGACCUCAAGAUGGACGUAGGCCGCUCCAUCAACCCCUCAGUAGACUAUGGUCAAAUCGAAGGAGCCUACGUCCAAGGCCAAGGACUCUUCACAACAGAAGAAAGCCUCUGGCACCGCGCCUCGGGUCAAAUCUUCACCCGCGGUCCGGGCAACUACAAGAUCCCCGGAUUCCGUGAUAUUCCCCAGAUCUUCAACGUGAGUCUUCUCAAGGACGUGGAGUGGCGGAAUUUGCGCACUAUCCAGCGCUCGCGGGGUGUUGGUGAACCGCCCUUGUUUAUGGGUAGUGCGGUCUUCUUCGCUAUUCGGGAUGCUUUGAAGGCUGCGCGGAAGCAGUGGAAUGUUACUGAUGUGUUGUCUUUGGAGGCACCGGCUACGCCGGAGCGGAUUCGGAUUAGCUGUGCUGAUCCUAUUAUUGAGCGGGCUAGAGUGCAGCCUAAGGAGGGUGAGAAGAGCUUCUUUGUUGCCAUUUAA